Molecule: messenger RNA, 1368 nt
Organism: Tribolium castaneum (red flour beetle)
Lineage: Eukaryota; Metazoa; Arthropoda; Insecta; Coleoptera; Tenebrionidae
Gene: Sms
Product: Spermine synthase
Exons: 6
Coding region: 109-1218 (369 amino acids)
Biological process (GO): spermine biosynthetic process
Molecular function (GO): spermine synthase activity
Source: RefSeq, a predicted model, not a curated record
GCGUUUGGUUGGCAGCGUGGGUUCCUAUUUUGACAUUUCCGCGCACGAUUUCUUGGUUAGGUCUGAAAAACCGGCGUUUUUCUUCGAAUUUUUUCCCAAAACGGCAAAAUGUCGGUGAAUACGAUUUUGAUGGACUUUUCUGUGGAUCCGUCCGCCGUUAAAAACGACUCUCAAGUGUCCGUAGUGUCUUCAAACAUUGAAAACGUCCUGCGCGAGUACCUCGCCAAUUUGAAAACCUUGACCACAAUUCGGCUGGAAACGGACGUUUUGCGGUUAUAUUCGAGCGAUGGGGGGCUGUCGGCCACUCUGCGCAUCUUCAACACUGGUCUCAUAACGCUCAACAUCGAGUACCUGAAAGGGGAGUCCCAGGAGGCGCUCCUCAGCUUCGAGCGAACCAAAGUUUUAGAGCAGAAAUUGCGAAUUGUUUUAAAUUGUUACCGGUGUAAGCUUCUUCCUCCGAUUAAGCGAGGGGCCUAUAUUGACGUUUAUAUACUUAGCUCAGACGAUCGCUUGCUCGAAUAUGACAUUGAUGAGCUAGUUUUUGAGGAGAGAACGCCCUAUCAGAAAAUACAAAUCGUGCAUUCGAAAAGUUUGGGAAAUAUGCUGGUUUUAGAUGAUCUACAAAACAUAUCCGAGGCCGAUUUAAUCUACACCGAGACACUAAUGGGGCGCGGCAUCGAAAAUUACAAAGACAAAGAAAUCGUGAUUUUGGGCGGGGGCGAUGGGGCCUUACUUUACGAACUUUUGAAAGAGAAACCAAAAGAAGUCAUAAUGCUUGAAAUCGACGAAGUUGUGAUGAAAGCGUGUGCCAAGCACAUGCGAUCGAUCUGUGGGGACGUCCUUGACAAAAUGUCGGGGCCCAACUAUGAGAUCAUUGUGGGCGAUUGUGUGAAAGCGAUCGAGCAGUACAUCAAAGAGGGCCGAAAGUUCGAUUACGUGUUCGGCGACCUGACCGACGUGCCCCUUUCGGAAGCCCCCACGGGGGAAUUGUGGGAUUUCAUCAAUAAAAUCCUAAGUCUUUCGUUCAAAAUCCUGAAACCCGACGGGAAAUUCAUGACACAUGUGAUCGGGUCAGCGGCCGGGGACGCCCUCAAAAUGUACGAAACGCAGCUGAUGAAGUUACAACCGCCGGUUAAGUUCACCACUUCGCACGCUUUCGUCCCUUCGUUCCUCGAAGAUUGGGUCUUUUACCAAGUGUUUUUCGACAAGAAGCAAUAACCGAGCAUUUCCAACUUGUAGUGUGUAGUUAUUAGUAGGAAAAAUAUUGUAUAUAAACACAGUGCAUGCGUAUACCAAAAAUUAUUUUCCGUUCAGUUGGCUAUUUUUGUAACUCCUGGAUUGACUCGAAUAAAUUACUUUCCGAACAAA